Meleagris gallopavo (turkey) is the source of this 961-nucleotide messenger RNA. Lineage: Eukaryota; Metazoa; Chordata; Aves; Galliformes; Phasianidae. The record is from RefSeq and is a predicted model, not a curated record.
GGAAAUGCGGAGAUGGGGUGUUGUUGCCACCUCAGCGCUCCAAAUCGUGCCGCCCCCCUCAGAUGUCCCCUCUUGGCUGAAGAGUCUGAGGCUCCACAAGUACGCGGCCCUCUUCUCCCAGAUGACGUACGAGGAGAUGAUGACGCUGACAGAGCACCACCUGGAGUCGCAGAACGUCACCAAGGGCGCACGGCACAAGAUUGCCCUCAGCAUCCAGAAGCUGCGGGAGCGGCAGAGCGUUCUCAAAGCGCUGGAGAAGGACAUCUUGGAAGGUGGGAACCUGUGGACAGCAUUGCAGGAGCUGCAGCAGAUCAUGGUGACCCCCAUCAAGGCCUUCAGGCCCCCGCCUGCCCCCCCUGCUAACGGAGCACACGAUGGGGCUCCCCCAGGGGCUGCCGAUGCCUUUGCCCCCACCCAGCUGCCGACACUGAGGCCCCUGCAGCCCCCGUCCCCGACGGAGACAUCCCAGGGCAGUUCACUCGUGUCAUGGGCAAAGUCUGUACCCAGCUGCUGGUGUCACGGCCAGAUGAGGAGAACAUCACGAGUUACCUCCAGCUCCUUGAGAAGUGCCUGAGCCAUGAGGCGUUCACAGAGACGCAGAAGAAGAGGCUCUUGUCUUGGAAGCAGCAGGUUCUGAAGCUGCUCCGCGCCUUCCCCAAGAAGGUGCCACUUGAUGGCCAGGGCUACCGGCCUCCCAAAGGGUAGGAGAGCUUGUGGGGGGCCUCCAUUCUGCAUGGACUUCACCCCAACGCCCGCUUUGUUCCCCUUGGUGCCUUUUUCACCCAACCUGGGAUCUCCAACUCCUGAAUUUUCCCUUACUUGGAUCCCCUUGGGAGCCUGGGACUCCCCACCUAGAGGUUCCUCUUUGUCCCCUGUGCUCCCUCUGCCCCUGGGUGGGGGUUCUCAAGCCUCUCCUCUGCCCUUUUCUGUCCUGUAGAUGCCCCGUUUUCCACCUGAAGGC